GGGAAGUUAUCGUCAUUAACAUUCUUCUCCUUGUGAGCAUCACAUGUCUAUGGCUUCGUUCAGUAUCAAUGCCAUUUUGGGACACUCCGAACACAAAAAUGAAGAUUCAAGCUCCUCAGGAGGUCAACACAGCCUUCAUGAAUCAAGAGAAAGCACAGGCGAGGAAAAUGACGAAGAAGGUUGUACUUUGAAAGAAGAAGAGGCAGUUUAUGUCACUAAUUCAUCGGAGGAAAACCUAAGUUACGUGGAUGAUUCUGUGCCUUCGAGCCGCGAGAGCCUUUACAUCAACAAGAUUCGCAGACGACGCACAGCGUUUACCAGUACCCAAUUAAAAUCUUUGGAGGAAAAAUUCCACGACAAGAAAUAUCUGACAAUUACAGAAAGAAACAAUUUGGCGAAGGGACUUCAUCUAACAGACACUCAAGUCAAAACAUGGUUUCAAAAUCGGCGAACAAAGUGGAAGAAACAAAUGGCGCCGGACUAUGAAGCCAGUUUGCGCUGGGAAGAAAUGAACAGUAUGUUUAGCCAUUUUCAAACUGGUUUUCCCUGCUGUGGAGAAGUGAACACUCAUUUUCGCCCUGUGCCACAAUUUUACAAUGUUAUACCCAGUUUUUGUCCAUCCUCCAACCUUCAGGUCGUCUAUUCCAAUAUGUCUUUACAUCCCUUCUCGUAAAAUUAUGACUUCAGCAAGCAUGAUGUUUUUCCUCUAAUCUUUGCUAAUUGUUUCAGUAAACGACCCUUAAUUCAAACAGAAAAGUCAUCGAUUGCAAGGAGAAAUAACAAUCAUGUCCAAUUGUGACUUAGUAAAUAAGUUUAGGAGGUAAGAGCACCUAUUUCGUGCCAGAAUUACUACUUGGGCGUGAAACUAUUCACAAUAAACUGAUGGGCCAUUUUUGAACAUUCGAGCACUUUCAGUUUGUUUGUAUGCGUUAUAAACAAACUGGAACGCCUAGUUUCAAGUAGAUCUGGGGCGAAACGUGCCUUUAGUUCAUACGUAAGUGUGAUGUAAAUUCCCAUCGGCCUGGGAAAAGGAUGCGGAUCAUCCGAGUAAUUGACUGAUUACUGACCGCAUUCCAAACAUGUCGCUUUUCGUGGGUUCGGGCGGAAACCAUGAAGAGUUCAAGACUUUAUUGAGAUCUACACUAAGCCUGGAUUUUGCUUUGCAAACAUUUGAUAUUGAUUAGGAAGCUACCCAGUUUACUUAGAGCUGGUAAUCCGAGGCUGAGACAACCAAGUUAAAAUCGUAAACUACGAUGAUUUAUUAUAUUUCAUCACUAAAAUCUAACAUUCACAAUUCCAGCUCGUUGGUCCUCGAGCGAUAGUGUAAGCUUGCGGCGGAUGAGUGGGCUCCAGUGAUACCUCUUUCCCAGAAAAUGUAAUACUCGUCUUAAUGACCUCCUCAUCUCCUCGAAUACAGCUUUUGCUUUGUGCUGAACAGUGAAAAGGAAGUAAGUCAUAUUGUUUGUAAGAUGAUUUAUUAUUUCCAUCGACUACAAAAAACAAAAUCAAAAUGAUAGUUUACAUGAUUAUGCAAUCUUGCAUUUCAACAAAUAGGAAACCUCCUCGCAUACGUGCAUGUAUUUCGAAGCUAAAAUUUGGCUUCAUGUCUUACGGUAUGCAAUAAAUAGUGAUUAAAUAAUUUUGUGCAUCCUAAUUUUGUACAUUUACGUUAUUGUCGCUUCUGCUCAUUUAAUUGAACUUUUUAAUCUGCGUCUUUUCUCUGGGAUGAAUGCUGUUGUCAGGAACGCCGCGACAGAAGAGCAAUGCCUUCAAUUAACACCAUAAUAAAAAUUUUGUUUCUUUGA
This is a messenger RNA of Pocillopora verrucosa, 1805 nucleotides long. RefSeq names its product barH-like 2 homeobox protein. The record is from RefSeq and is a predicted model, not a curated record. Gene Ontology annotation, cellular component: nucleus. Gene Ontology annotation, molecular function: RNA polymerase II cis-regulatory region sequence-specific DNA binding; DNA-binding transcription factor activity, RNA polymerase II-specific. Gene Ontology annotation, biological process: cell differentiation; regulation of transcription by RNA polymerase II. NCBI's taxonomy places the organism in Eukaryota, Metazoa, Cnidaria, Anthozoa, Scleractinia, Pocilloporidae.